Molecule: messenger RNA, 1760 nt
Organism: Rhinichthys klamathensis goyatoka
Lineage: Eukaryota; Metazoa; Chordata; Actinopteri; Cypriniformes; Leuciscidae
Product: zinc finger protein 503-like
Exons: 2
Coding region: 206-1660 (484 amino acids)
Biological process (GO): negative regulation of DNA-templated transcription
Cellular component (GO): nucleus
Source: RefSeq, a predicted model, not a curated record
GAGGUAUGUGUGAGCUGAGCUCAAUGCGAGUGCGCGACGCGGAAGAUAAGAUGCGCUCCGAAGUCUCUCUGCAACCUUUCCCCAGCAAUAACCUUUAAGGAUUAUAUUGUGUGUUUUUUUUUAAACAUUUGGACACAUUUGUUUGCCUUCUUGGGAAAUACUUUUUGUCAGAUGCGUUUCCAGAUUACGCAGAGAGAAGUGGGACAUGAUCACAUUGCCUACGGAGUCUGCUGUGUUUAGUGUGGUGUAUCCAGUGUGGGACGAGAGCCGAAGCCGUGAACCCGUCCAGCACUCAGUGUCUCCCGCAGACCCGCAGCGCCAGGCGAGCCGUUUACCCGUGAAAGUGUUGAAAAUGCUGAGCGCGCGCACGGGACACAUCCUUCACCCGGACUAUCUUCAGCCGCUCCCGUCCACUCCCGUCAGCCCGAUUGAGUUGGAUGCCAAGAAGAGUCCGCUCGCCCUCCUCGCACAAACAUGCUCCCAAAUUGGGAAGUCGGAUCCCCUCUCCUCGACGAAACUCUCGGCCGUCGCCUCGGACAAGGACGGCAAAUCCAGCCCGCUGAAGAUCAGCGACAUCGGAGCCGAGGACAAAUCCAGUUUCAAGCCAUACGCCAAAUCAUCCGAGAGAAAAGACACGAGUGGAGAUAAGACCAGCUUCCGUGUCCCGAGCGCCACCUGUCGACCCGUCACGCCGCGCACGGGGAGUCCGAACUCCUGCAGCUCCAUCUCUCCGCAACCCGGAGAUAAAUCAGGGGAUAAAACAGGGAAAAAGGAAAGCGAUGCGCGUAAAAGCUCCACUCCGGAUACACCGGGAAGAACUGAGAGUAACAGCGAGGCAAAGGAUGUUUCCAAGCCGGUCACAUCUGACAGCGUUCCCACAUCCUCGGCCUCGUCCGUUCUCGGAUCGGGACUCGUAGCGCCGGUUUCUCCCUACAGAACCGGCCACACCGUGUUCCCCAUCUCCCCCGCAGGACUAGCGUAUCCCGGAGCGUACGCCGGCUACGCUCAGCCCUUCCUAUCCCACGGCGUGUCCCUGGACCCGAGCAAGCCCAGCGGAGGCGGUCAGAUGAUGAAUCUCAGCAGUAAAACAGGGUCCAGUCCCCUCGCCGGAGCCUCUCCUCCAUCCAUCAUGUGCCGAGACCCGUUCUGCCUGAGCUACCACUGCGCUAGCCAUCUCUCAUCCAGCGCCUCGCACGACAGCAAGCCCGGGUACCCGCUCAUGUAUCCCAUGCACCCGCUGUCAACCGCCACGCACUCGUUCCCCGGACACCCGCUGUAUCCGUACGGCUUUUUAAUCCCCAACGAGUCCCAGCACAUUUGCAACUGGGUGUCCGUAAACGGGCCCUGCGACAAGCGCUUCUCCAGCUCAGAGGAGCUUCUGAGCCACUUGCGGACUCACACUGCGUUCGCGGAGAAGCUCGUGUCGGGAUAUCCCAACUCUUUAACUCUUCCGGCGUGUCACAUGCCUGGAGCCCCGCUAGCGCUCAGGUCCCCGCUUCACACGCUCGGGAUCGGGACGCGGUAUCACCCGUACGCUAAGAGCCCGUUACAGACGAGCGGCGGGCCGGUGCCGGUUCCUGCAGCCACGGGCCCGUUUUACUCCCCGUACACACUGUACGGACAGAGACUGACCACUGCGCCUGGACUCGGAUAUCAGUGAGGGAAGGACUUUUCUAUGUUUUUGUUCACCUCAGGACCAGUGGACCAUUAUUUAUUAAAGCUAGCUUUAAAGCGAAUGAAAUAAAAACAUUUCAACAAGA